UGCAAGAUCUAUUCUACUCUUCAAUUUAAUAUUAAUGAUACUCUUAUAUGUGAAAAAAGAAAAAAAACCCCAGAAAAUACGCAACAUCAUCAUCAAUAUCAUUAUUAUAUCAUCAUCAUAAUCGCCAUCAGAGACAGAUAUAUCUCUUAGCUCUCAUUUUCUCUCUCUGUUGAUUUUCAGCUUUUCUAGAACAUACCCACAUUUCCCAUCUCUUCUCCUUUGUUUAUAUACAUAUAAAAUUGUAAAACCCAUCAUAUAAGUUACUCUUCAAUCCCUUUCCUCUUUGUUUGUUUCAUCAAAGAUUUGACCCUUUUCGUUUUUGAUCCAUGAUCAUUCCCUAAUUUGGGAUUUAAAUGCAAUUUAGGGUUUCCAAAAUUGAGUCUUUUUUGUUCCUGAAGCUGAAGAAGAAUUGUGUAAUUUCAAUCUAAGUCAAAGGGGCCCCUUUUUCAUUUUGUGGGUAUUAAGAAAAAUAAAAUGCUAGCUUUGAAGCAACUCAAGUGUGUGGUGAUGCUUGUUGCUUUGAGUUGUGUAUGUACUGCUAUAUAAUUGGAUUUGGUUUUUGGUUCUUUCUUGGAUUUGAAUGCUGGAAUAGUUGGUUCCCGAGCCAGGGGCUCGGGUUUUGAUUGUAUCAUAUUUUGGGAUAUCAGUACAAAAUUUUACCAAUGGCAGCUUGUGAUAUGGAAUCUCAACAUCAACAGGAACAAGACCAGUUUUCACCAAUUCGACAAGGGUUUAUGCAGAAAUUCAGGCUCUAUCAAACUCUAUCGAAAUUUUACAUGAUAGGAAGGGACAAAAGUAGAACACACUGGAGAGUGUUGAAAAUUGAUAGGAUGGAGCCUUAUGAGCUUAACAUACGUGAAGAUUCCACUACCUAUACUGAACGUGAGUGCUCUGACUUGUUGAGAAGGAUACACGAGGGUAACAGGUCUACAGGAGGUCUGAAAUUUGUCACUACCUGUUACGGCAUUGUCGGGUUCAUCAAAUUUCUGGGGCCUUAUUACAUGCUUCUCAUCACGAAAAGGAGGGAGAUUGGCGCUAUUUGUGGUCACUCUGUAUAUGCUGUCACUAAGAGUGAAAUGAUCCCGCUUCCAAAUGCCGCAACAAGGUCAAAGAUGGUUAAUUAUAGUAGUGAAAACAGGUACAAGAAACUCCUUUGCAUGGUGGACCUUACAAAGGACUUCUUCUUCAGUUACUCAUACCAUAUUAUGAGGAGUCUACAGAUGAACAUGUGCAAUAAGGAGACUGGACCAGACAUUUAUGAGACCAUGUUUGUCUGGAAUGAAUAUCUGACACGUACAGUACGGAAUCUCCUUCACAACACUACUUGGACAGUGGCAUUGGUUUAUGGAUUCUUCAAGCAGGUGAUUCAUCUGGUAUUUAAAAUUACUUUACAUUGCUUCUCACUCUUGCGGAAUAUAUCACAAAGACAAUCAUGAAAAGGCCUGCUGAUA
Molecule: messenger RNA, 1451 nt
Organism: Nicotiana tabacum (common tobacco)
Lineage: Eukaryota; Viridiplantae; Streptophyta; Magnoliopsida; Solanales; Solanaceae
Source: RefSeq, a predicted model, not a curated record